This is a messenger RNA of Tinamus guttatus (white-throated tinamou), 1168 nucleotides long. Lineage: Eukaryota; Metazoa; Chordata; Aves; Tinamiformes; Tinamidae. The record is from RefSeq and is a predicted model, not a curated record.
AUGCCUAUGAGCAGGAAAGUGAGUGGGCAAGUCGUGGUCGAUGACUGGUCUCUGACCGGAUUAGUCAACUCAGCAGACAGCAACGUGGAGAGAAACCAGACUGUGGGAGACAGCAGGCGCUGCGGCAGGGAGGCGUUGGGUCGGAUCGUGACUUACCCAUUAUGGUUAAUCUACUGGACCUUCACGAGGAUUUUCAGGAAUCCUCAUCCGGCAAUUACUCUGAAGGAUCCUGAAGUGAAGUAUGCAUUGAGGCUGAUUGAUAAAGAGGAAAUUAGUCAUGACACGAGAAGAUUUCGAUUCGCUCUUCCUUCGGCAGAUCAUGUUUUGGGCCUCCCUAUAGGACAACAUAUCUACCUGUCUGCUCGGAUUAAUGGGACUCUGGUUGUUAGACCGUACACUCCUGUUUCUAGCGAUGAUGACAAGGGCUUUGUGGAUCUUGUUGUCAAGAUUUACUUCAAAGGCACCCACCCGAAGUUCCCCGAAGGAGGGAAGAUGUCUCAGUACUUAGACAGCCUGAAAAUAGGAGACACUAUUGACUUCAGAGGACCAAGCGGCCUGCUUGUCUACAAGGGAAAAGGACAAUUCGCUAUUCGGCCAGAAAAGAAAGCUGAACCAGUUUUAAGAAAAGUGAAAUACGUGGGGAUGAUCGCAGGUGGCACUGGGAUAACACCAAUGCUGCAGAUCAUUCGUGCUAUCAUGAAAGACAAAGAUGACCACACUGUUUGUCAGCUGCUGUUUGCUAAUCAGACUGAGAGGGAUAUCCUGUUACGCAACGAACUGGAGGAGCUCCAGGUUCAGAAUCCCACUCGCUUCAAGCUUUGGUACACGCUGGACAGAGCACCUGAAAGUUGGGAAUACAGCGAAGGGUACGUGAACCAAGAGAUGAUCAGGGAUCACCUGCCACCACCCCAGGAUGAUGUUCUGAUUCUCAUGUGUGGCCCUCCUCCAAUGAUCCAGUAUGCUUGCCUCCCCAAUCUGGACAAACUGGGCUACACCAAGGACAUGCGGUUCUCCUUCUAGAGAAGGUUGAAAUCUCAGUGAUGUUGUGUGGAAGGGAAGAAAAAACAUUUAACGGGAACAAGACAAAGUUACACAAGUGGCUGAUGCACAGUGCUGAGAAGCUGCAGUUAGGUUAAAGUUGCUUCAGUUCUGCUGAAUUCUGGCGUGU